ACAGCUAGCUGAAACAAAUACAAUCGAGCAUACGGAACAGAUUGUUUGCAGGCUUGUUUGGAGGCUAAACUUUUAGUAAGACCGAAAUCUCUUUAAAUACCCGCGAUAAUGUUGAUCAAAGUGAAGACCCUGACCGGCAAAGAAAUCGAAAUUGACAUCGAACCCACGGACAAAGUGGACCGGAUCAAAGAAAGGGUGGAAGAGAAAGAAGGUAUCCCUCCACAGCAGCAGCGGUUGAUCUUUUCCGGCAAACAGAUGAACGAUGAUAAAACUGCCCAGGACUAUAAGGUUCAAGGAGGGUCUGUCCUACAUCUGGUCCUGGCAUUAAGGGGAGGAUAUCUGUGAAGGCGGAAGAUGGAAGUUUGCCGUUUCCGUAAUCCGCGGAUUCGAGUUAUGUGUCUAAUGUCCCAUUGUUUCAUAUAAUGCUAUUGGUUUGGAAAUGUGUCACUGAAUAAAGGCAACACAUAAUCAAUUAAAAAAAAGUAUGUUUUU
This is a messenger RNA of Anopheles funestus (African malaria mosquito), 492 nucleotides long. It is a transcript of the gene Nedd8, whose product is annotated as NEDD8. Gene Ontology annotation, biological process: protein neddylation; regulation of proteolysis; modification-dependent protein catabolic process. The transcript has 3 exons. Gene Ontology annotation, molecular function: ubiquitin protein ligase binding; protein tag activity. The record is from RefSeq and is a predicted model, not a curated record. Lineage: Eukaryota; Metazoa; Arthropoda; Insecta; Diptera; Culicidae. Gene Ontology annotation, cellular component: cytoplasm; nucleus. The coding region runs from base 109 to 345 and encodes 78 amino acids.